AUGGCUUCUGUACAGGCGGCGAGGAGCGCCGAGAAGGAGAAGGCACACGCCGUGUGCCUGCCUGCGCCGGCGCAGGGGCACAUCAACCCAAUCCUGGACGUGGCCAAGCUGCUGCACGGCCGCGGCUUCCAUGUCACCUUCAUUAACACGGAGUACAACCACGCGCGCCUCCUCCGGUCACGGGGCGCGUCGGCGGUGGCUGGCGUCCCGGGCUUCCGGUUCGCCACCAUCCCGGACGGCCUGCCACCGUCGGAGGACAUGGACGUCACGCAGGACGGCGAUUCUGUGUGCAGAUCCAUCGAGGAGACUUGCCUGGGGCCCUUCCGGCGAGUUCUCGCCGAGCUCAACGAUCCGGCUAGUGGCGUCCCACCGGUGACCUGCAUCAUCUCCGACUCGGUCAUGAGUUUCUCCAUCGAAGCGGCCAGGGAGCUUGGCGUCCCCUACGUCCAUUUCUGGGAAGCCAGUGCCGCGAGCUACCUCGGCUUGCGCCACUACCGCCUCCUCGUCGACCGUGGUCUCGUCCCACCGCCAAAAGGUGCCUUGACGACUGAGUAUCUUGACACGCCGGUGGAAGAUGUGCCCGGGCUGAGAAAUAUGAGGUUCAGGGACUUCCCCACCUUGGUACGCGCCACAGAUCCGGAUGGCGACUUCAUGCUGCAGUUGGCCCUCAGGCAAAUGGAGCACGCAACCUGCGCAUCCGCCGUGAUCCUAAACAGUUUCGACGACCUCGAGGGCGAGGAGGCGGCGGCCAUGGAGGCCCUCGGCAUUGCCAAGGUCUACACGAUCGGCCCGCUCCCGCUGCUCCUGGCCUCUUCAGCCCCAUGUCUCAGCAGCGCCCUCAGCCUCAGCCUAUGGAUGGAAGACCACGGGUGCCUGCCUUGGCUCGACGCCAAGGAGCCGGGCUCUGUGGUGUACGUCAACUUCGGCAGCAUCACCGUCAUGACCAACGAGGAGUUUCUCGAGUUGGCGUGGGGGCUAGCCCACAGCCGCAGGCACUUCCUGUGGAUCAUCCGCCCCGAUCUCGUCAAGGGCCAAACCCAAGCGGCGGCUCUGCUGCCCCCGGAGUUCUCCGCCACCACCGCCGACCGCGGCCUGGUGGCCUCCUGGUGCCCGCAGAAGGAGGUGCUGGCCCACCCGGCCGUGGGCGCCUUCAUCACGCACAGCGGCUGGAACUCCACAUUGGAGAGCAUCUGCACCGGUGUGCCGGUCAUCAGCUGGCCCUCCUGUGGGGACCAGCAGACCAACUGUCGAUACCAGUGCAACGAGUGGGGCGUCGGCCUGGAGAUGGAGUGCCACGUCCGGCGAGACAGCGUCAGGGGCCUUGUCACGGAGCUCAUGGAGGGGGACAGGGGAAGGGAGAUGAGGAAGAAGGCACAGGAGUGGAAGGAGAAGGCAGCCAAGGCCACCACCAAGCACGCCGGCUCCUCUCACCGCAACUUCGACAACCUGCUUCGCGACGUGCUCCUGCCCCGGCCAUGA
Molecule: messenger RNA, 1479 nt
Organism: Triticum turgidum subsp. durum (durum wheat)
Lineage: Eukaryota; Viridiplantae; Streptophyta; Magnoliopsida; Poales; Poaceae
Source: the annotation of a GenBank genome assembly